GAAAACAUGACAGAAGAAACCUACAUACAUUUGGAUAAGCAGCUAUUUGAACUCUUUCUGACCCUCAGCCAGUGCCUGGGCAGCGUGGAGGAGCUGCUGCAGACACCUGGGCUCUGCAGAGAGGAUGUUGGUGCCCAGCAGGUGUUCUACGAGACACUGGCUCUCGAGCUGAAAAAACUGUACUUAGCUCUGAGUGACAAGAAGAAGGAUCUUUUGAAAGCUAUGACUUGGCCUGGAAGGACCGCCAACUUGUUCCCUGCAUGUUUUGAAAACCUGCAAGUUUACCUGGAGCACACGCAGGCUGCCACUGCAUCCAGGAGCAAGUCCCUGAAAGCUGGCCUCGACUAUAAUCGCAGUUACCAGAAUGAAAUAAAGCGAUUAUAUGAUCAACUGAUUAAGAAUAAAACAUCUUUACAACAGUCUUUGAAUGAAAUUAGUGGCCAGAGUAUUGAUGAACAGCUUCAGAAAGCAGAUGCCUAUACCGCGGAGCUGCGGAACUCUGAGAGCCGAGUAGCAAAACUCAGGGCCGAGGGAGAGAAGCUUCACCUACCUUAUGCUCUACUCCAGGAGGUUUACAAACUAGAGGAUGUGCUGGACAGUAUGUGGGGUAUGCUGAGAGCCAGGUACGCGGAACUCGGCAGCCCUUGCGUCACUGAGAGCCAGCAGGACGCUUUGUUGCGAGGCUUGGAGGAGCUGGUGACCAUCGGGAAGGAAAAGCUUGCUCGUGACCACUUAGAGCAAACCAAAAGCAAAGGUGCCUUACAGGCUCAGAUACAGAAUCACAAGCUUUUUUUCCAGAAGCUUGUUGCUGACAUGCUGUUAAUCCAAACUUUCUCCAGCAAAAUGCUUCCUUCUUUAUUGCAAAAGAAAGAGACAUCUUGGGCAGAACAAGUACAAGAAGUUAAAUUACUAGAAGAAAAGGCAUGCCAAUGUGGAAUAAAGCAGCAGAGUUUGUUGCAG
Myotis lucifugus (little brown bat) is the source of this 960-nucleotide messenger RNA. RefSeq names its product nesprin-2-like. Lineage: Eukaryota; Metazoa; Chordata; Mammalia; Chiroptera; Vespertilionidae. The annotation marks the transcript as partial. The transcript is spliced from 6 exons. The record is from RefSeq and is a predicted model, not a curated record.